AUGUUGCAGGAAGCCCUGCAAAUACGCGAUGGGAAAAGGAUUGGCCGUCUGUUUUUCGUACGUGACUAUCACACGAACGCUAGGUUCCUCGUAGAUACGGGAACCCAAGUAUCAGUCUUUCCUGUCGGUAGCAGCAAGCCACGAGCUACGACGCUUCGGCUAUGCGCUGUGAAUGGCACUCCCAUUCCUACCUUUGGAACAAGACAACUCACGGUCAACCUGGGAUGGCAACGACGGUAUCCAUGGACCUUCAUUCUUGCGAAUGUUCCCACUGGAAUAAUGGGUAUCGAUUUUUUGCAGUACUAUGAAUUGCUUGUCGAUUCACGUUGUAUGCAGUUGAUCAACCCAGCGUCGAAUAUCAAAGUCACGGGUCUCAAAGCCCGAACAGACGUUUACCGAAUCACGGGUUUAAUGCCUGACAUCCCUGUGGAUUUCCAGACAUUGAUCGCCCGAUUCCCCACGUUGACCAAACCUAUUGAGGAUCUAACACUAGUGACUGAUCGUGUUGCACACUACGUAGUCACUAAGGGUCCACCAGUCACGGCACGACCCCGCCGACUGGCACCGAACAAAUUAGCUUUUGCUAAG
This is a messenger RNA of Echinostoma caproni, 588 nucleotides long. The record is from the annotation of a GenBank genome assembly. NCBI's taxonomy places the organism in Eukaryota, Metazoa, Platyhelminthes, Trematoda, Plagiorchiida, Echinostomatidae.